AUGUCGAGCCCCCGUGUUGUCGCCAUGCGGCAGCUGCUGCUUCUGGCGGUGCAAAGCGCUCUGGGCAGCGAGCUCCCAGCCCUGAAGAUGUCCACAUUCGAUGCAGAAAUCAUGGACAUCCUUUGGCUUGGGCCGUACCGCAAGAAGGUCUUGUUGAACACUAAGCAAGGCACCGUCUACCAGAGCCUCGAAGACGGCCGUGACUGGGAGAAGACAUCGGUGAGCUCAAUGUCCAAGGUGGCAAGACUCAUCAUGAGCUCUGCAGAUCCCUCCACUGUUGUGGCCGUGGGAUUCCGGCUAGAGGUUUUUGCGAGCGUGGAUGCUGGAGCAAGCUGGCAAGAGGUCGCACAUCCCCCUGGAAUCCGACUGUCCUUCAUGUUCCACCCGACGCGAGCCUCCUGGGCUCUGCUGUCAGUCUGGACGGAAGACUGCAAGCUGAAAAAUCCCGGAGCUCCUUGUACUCACAAGCUGCUGGUCACCGAGGACCUUGGCAAGCGUGCGCUUAAACCGGUCUCCGAACACGUGGUGCAGUUCAGCUGGGGCAGAAAAGUACACGCGGACCGCAUAUUUUACACCCACAUCAGGGACAAGAGCAAGAGGCAGAACGUCUUGAGCAAGUGGAUGCAGGGGGUGGACUUUGUCUCCAGCGACGAUCUUGGUCAUAGCAAAACUACGUUGGUCCAGGGUGGGAACAAGUUCGUGAUCUCCGAGCAGUACAUCUUAGUAGCGCAGGUCAAGGAUGUAACUGCGCAGACCGUGAACCUCAAGGUUAGCACCGAUGGUUCGACCUUCCAGCAGGCCGCGCUGCCUACAGAGUUGGAGGAGAAGUCCUACACGGUGCUCGAUGCAUCCGAGGGGAUGGUCGUGCUGCACGUGAACCACGGGAACGGCCUUGGAAACAUCUACGUUUCGGACGUCACCGCACACAAGAUAGAGCCACGUGAAUUUAGCGGCAGACCUCUUGAGACACUGGAGUUCAGGGACUACGGAGAUGAGUUGGGCACCGGCUACGUCUUGUCCUUGGAGCACAAUGUGGGGCUGCAAGGCCAUGCAGCCUUCGAAAAGGUCACGAACUUGAACGGCAUCUACUUUGCCAACGUCUGGGCGGCCACAGAGAAGUCUGCAGGCAACAUCGACCCGAAAGCCUCGCACGAAUGGCUCGAUCACGCUGACUACCAGCUCGGUGACGACUCGACACAGGCCCAGGCGGAGCGUUCCAUUCGCUACUUGAAGGCGCGCUCCAGUGAAGCGACUGCACGGCAGCUGCACCGCCGGCUGGCCUCCAACAGCUCCAUGUCCAUCCGGAGUCGGAUCUCCUUCGACGCCGGCGGGGACUGGCUACCUCUGCGUCCUCCCAGCAGGGACUCUUCGGGAGGCAACAUCUCCUGUCAGCCAGGGCUCUGCGCCCUUCACCUCCAUGAUGCGACCUUCCAAGACAAGUUCGUCCCCUUCUAUUCCUACGACAAGGCAGUUGGAAUCAUCAUGGGCGUGGGGAACGUUGGGCCGCAGCUCAGCUUCGAGCCCCAGGAUGCCAACACUUACCUGUCGAGGGAUGGUGGGUACCUCUGGCAGGAGGUGAAGAAGGGAGUUCACAUCUAUGAGUUCGGGAAUCAUGGGGCUGUGUUGGUCAUGGCUGACAUUCUGGCCGAGACGGAUGAAAUCAUCUACUCUCUGGACGAGGGCAAUUCAUGGAAGACGAUCCAUCUGAGCAGCAAGAUGAACGUGACCAAUAUCCUGAUCGAGCCACGUGCGAUCUCCACGAAAUUCCUUGCUUAUGGGACCGUGGGAGGUGCUGGUGUCGUGCAAUUCCUGGACUUUGACGCGAUGGGAUGGUUGCCAUGCAAGAACCCCGAAAACCCUGGCAGCCAGUCGGACUACGAAGUGUGGUCGCCUGAGUUUGGCGGUAUCUGCCUUAUGGGAAUGAAGAAAACGUACGUGCGACGCAAGCCCCUCUCCGAGUGCUUCAAUCGCCGGGAAAUCAAGCUGCCGAUGAUUUCGGUGCCAUGCCCUUGCAAUCGAGAUGAUUUCGAAUGCAAUGUGGGUUUCCAGCUGGCCCUGGACUCCAGAAACUGCGUCAAAUCUUCGCUGCCACUGGUGGGCUCCGUGGGCCCAGCAGAAGAGACAGAAGCAGCAGAGUGCAGGUUUAGAGACACCUAUUCCAUGGAGAUGUAUCGACGGAUACCUGGCAAUAGCUGUGUUGGCGGCUUCGUUCCGCCAAGGUUCGAGGCGAAGUGUCCGCAGGAGAGCAACGAGACAGCCGGUGCCGGUGCCGGCUGGUCCUUGACGAGGCUGGUGCUGCUGGUCCUGGCAGUGGGCGUCUUGGUCUAUGUGGCAAGGUCCGAGCGAUUCCAAGAUUGUUGGGAGACCUUGGCAAGCAGAGCCCGGAAUGUGGAUUUCAAGCCAGUCGGCACUACGGAGCUUCCCGGCAUUCCUCGCUACCGUGCCGAGUUUGCCGACGUGAUCCAACGUCCGCACUCGCCGAGUGCGGAAGCGCUGAGCACUUCCUCUGAGCUGAGCCCUGCAGAGCACGGUGUGCGCGUCCACGAUUUGAUGAGCUCCGGAGAUCGAGACACUUUCUGCACUGAGGUGCUGGUGCAGAUGACCGACAUGGAGGCAUGCAGCUUGGGCAACGGCGGCGCCGGGGAGGUGACGAUCGCUGGGCGUGGUCUCCGGGACUUUGCCAAGGCAGCAGAUGCCAUUGCCAAGGACCUUGCUCACAUGGGCUUGCUGGACGGGUCUGCCCUUCUUGAGCUUCACUUUGGUGACCAAGGUGGAUCCGUCCUGUGCUGCAUGGCCGCAGGUUGUGACGGAACCGCCAGGCCGUUGCAGGACUUCUCUGCGGUGUUCAUGGUCUCCACACGGGAGUCCUCCACGUCAGCAGGAGUGGCUCCUGGCACGGCUGCAGCCGCCCCGGGAGCAUCUACGGCCGCUGAGCCGGCGGCGACGGCGGCGGCUUCGGCGCGGCGUGCACAGCGCCAGGGCCCUGCCAAGCGCCGUGCACUGGAAGCGACGCCUUCGGACUUCGGCGCCUUCCCGGAGCCGAACAGCCAGGCUCCACGGUCGGAGGCCGCCGCCGCCCACGAGCCGCCGACGCAGAAGCUCCCCUACCCUACACAGGUCACGUCCAGCGAGUCUGUAAGGGAUGCUGCCCGACCCUUGUUGCAGCUUUUCACGCAGCAGCAGAGGAGCGAGCUACUCGCCUCGCAGGCAUGGCACGCACCGAAGUCUCCGAAGGCAGAGGUGGCAGCGACUUGCCCGUCCACGCCGGCCUCACGUGAGCCGCAAAAGCAGACGGAGCAUGCAGCCGAGGCCGCCCCAGUCCCACCAACUCCGAAUGCCAGAAACCACCAGGUGCCAAGCUCGGGACCCUGGUGGCCAGGUGGUGUGCUGCCACGACCACAGCCGAAGCCGGUGGUGCCAAAGACGCAGCCGACGUUGGCAACCAACCUCCAAGCACGAGACAGCGACAGUGACGAUGAGCUCAUCGGUGCGGAUCCAGACGAGGUCGCCCUGGCUCGCGGAGACUUGGAGGAAUCCGUCGACUGGUUCGACUGCGAACGCCUCUGGUGA
Symbiodinium sp. CCMP2592 is the source of this 3570-nucleotide messenger RNA. The record is from the annotation of a GenBank genome assembly. Lineage: Eukaryota; Dinophyceae; Suessiales; Symbiodiniaceae.